AUGUCAGAUUUACAACUUAUACAUAGAGCAAUCAGAGACUUUUUCGAUGAAACGCCCGUUGAAGAAUGGUCAUAUAUUCUUUUUUUAGAGUCAUUUAAACACGUUAUUCUGUCGGUAUUAGAUAUCACAAAACGAGAUGAAAAAGCUACAUGGAGGAAGAGAUUUAUAAAGCGUUUAGAAACGAUUGCAGGUGAUGACGCGUAUACUGAACAGCAGAAAAAGAAGGAUAGUUCUACACAGUCAAAGGACGGUUACGCUCCCUCCUGA
Dentiscutata erythropus is the source of this 267-nucleotide messenger RNA. The record is from the annotation of a GenBank genome assembly. Lineage: Eukaryota; Fungi; Glomeromycota; Glomeromycetes; Diversisporales; Gigasporaceae.